This is a messenger RNA of Salvelinus fontinalis (brook trout), 7488 nucleotides long. RefSeq names its product mucin-2-like. NCBI's taxonomy places the organism in Eukaryota, Metazoa, Chordata, Actinopteri, Salmoniformes, Salmonidae. The record is from RefSeq and is a predicted model, not a curated record. The transcript is spliced from 2 exons. The coding region runs from base 1 to 6288 and encodes 2095 amino acids.
AUGGUGAGCAAGCAGCAGAUGAUGCUGGCUACCUCCGUGUCCCCAGAGAAGAAGAAUCCCACAUACACACCAUCCCCAUCAACUGAACCUGAAACAUCAUCCACAGCCACAUACACACCAUCCCCAUCAACAUCAUACACAACUACAACAUUCCCAUCGACCGAAACGGAAUUAUCAUCCACAACUACAUCAUCCCUAUCAACCGUACCUAAAACAUCAUCCACAACUACAACAUUUCCAUCAAUUGAAACAUCAUCCACAACAACAACAUCCAUAUCAAUCAAACCUGAAACAUCAUCCACAGCCACAUACACAACAUUCCCAUCAACCGAACCUGAAACAUCAUCCAUAUCUACAACAUCCCUAUCAACUGAAACUGAAACAUCAUCCAUAACUACAACAUCCAUAACAAUCAAACCUGAAACAUCAUCCACAGCUACAUACACAACAUCCCCAUCAACCGAACCUGAAACAUCAUCCACAACUACAACAUUUCCAUCAACUGAUACUGAAACAUCAUCCACAAUUACAACAUCCAUAUCAACCAAACCUGAAACAUCAUCCACAGCCACAUACACACCAUCCCCAUCCCCAUCAACUGAACCUGAAACAUCAUACACAACUACAACAUUCCCAUCGACCGAAACGGAAUCAUCAUCCACAACUACAUCAUCCCUAUCAACUGUACCUCAAACAUCAUCCACAACUACAACAUUUCCAUCAACUGAUACUGAAACAUCAUCAACAACAUCCAUAUCAAUCAAACCUGAAACCUCAUCCACAGCCACAUACACAACAUUUCCAUCAAUUGAAACAUCAUCCACAACUACAACAUCCAUAUCAAUCAAACCUGAAACAUCAUCCACAGCCACAGCCACAUACACAACAUCCCCAUCAACCGAACCUGAAACAUCAUCCACAACUACAACAUUUCCAUCAACUGAUACUGAAACAUCAUCCACAACUACAACAUCCAUAUCAACCAAACCUGAAACAUCAUCCACAGCCACAUACACACCAUCCCCAUCAACUGAACCUGAAACAUCAUCCACAACUACAACAUUCCCAUCAACCGAAACGGAAUCAUCAUCCACAACUACAUCAUCCCUAUCAACCGUACCUCAAACAUCAUCCACAACUACAACAUUUCCAUCAAUUGAAACAUCAUCCACAACUACAACAUCCAUAUCAAUCAAACCUGAAACAUCAUCCACAGCCACAUACACAACAUUCCCAUCAACCGAACCUGAAACAUCAUCCAUAUCUACAACAUCCCUAUCAACAACUACAACAUUCCCAUCAACUGAAACAUCAUCAAUAACUACAACAUCCAUAUCAACCAAACCUGAAACAUCAUCCACAGCUACAUACACAACAUUCCCAUCAACCGAACCUGAAACAUCAUCCAUAUCUACAACAUCCCUAUCAACAACUACAACAUUCCCAUCAACUGAAACUGAAACAUCAUCCAUAACUACAACAUCCAUAACAACCAAACCUGAAACAUCAUCCACAGCUACAUACACAACAUCCCCAUCAACCGAACCUGAAACAUCAUCCACAACUACAACAUUUCCAUCAACUGAUACUGAAACAUCAUCCACAAUUACAACAUCCAUAUCAACCAAACCUGAAACAUCAUCCACAGCCACAUACACACCAUCCCCAUCCCCAUCAACUGAACCUGAAACAUCAUACACAACUACAACAUCCCUAUCAACCGUACCUCAAACAUCAUCCACAACUACAACAUUUCCAUCAACUGAUACUGAAACAUCAUCAACAACAUCCAUAUCAAUCAAACCUGAAACCUCAUCCACAGCCACAUACACAACAUUUCCAUCAAUUGAAACAUCAUCCACAACUACAACAUCCAUAUCAAUCAAACCUGAAACAUCAUCCACAGCCACAGCCACAUACACACCAUCCCCAUCAACUGAACCUGAAACAUCAUCCACAACUACAACAUUCCCAUCAACCGAAACGGAAUCAUCAUCCACAACUACAUCAUCCCUAUCAACCGUACCUCAAACAUCAUCCACAACUACAACAUUUCCAUCAAUUGAAACAUCAUCCACAACUACAACAUCCAUAUCAAUCAAACCUGAAACAUCAUCCACAGCCACAUACACAACAUUCCCAUCAACCGAACCUGAAACAUCAUCCAUAUCUACAACAUUCCCAUCAACUGAAACAUCAUCAAUAACUACAACAUCCCCAUCAACCGAACAUGAAACAUCAUCCACAACUACAACAUUUCCAUCAACUGAUACUGAAACAUCAUCCACAACUACAACAUCCAUAUCAACCAAACCUGAAACAUCAUCCACAGCCACAUACACAACAUUCCCAUCGACCAAAACUGAAACAUCAUCCACAACUACAACAUUUCCAUCAAUUGAAACAUCAUCCACAACUACAUCAUCCAUACCAAUCAAACCUGAAACAUCAUCCACAGCCACAUACACAACAUUCCCAUCAACCGAACCUGAAACAUCAUCCACAACUACAACAUUUCCAUCAACUGAUACUGAAACAUCAUCCACAACUACAACAUCCAUAUCAACCAAACCUGAAACAUCAUCCACAGCCACAUACACAACAUUCCCAUCGACCAAAACUGAAACAUCAUCCACAACUACAACAUUUCCAUCAAUUGAAACAUCAUCCACAACUACAUCAUCCAUAUCAAUCAAACCUGAAACAUCAUCCACAGCCACAUACACAACAUUCCCAUUAACCGAACCUGAAACAUCAUCCAUAUCUACAACAUCCCUAUCAACAACUACAACAUUCCCAUCAACUGAAACAUCAUCCAUAACUACAACAUCCAUAUCAACCAAACCUGAAACAUCAUCCACAGCUACAUACACAAUAUCCCCAUCAACCGAACCUGAAACAUCAUCCACAACUACAACAUUUCCAUCAACUGAUACUGAAACAUCAUCCACAACUACAACAUCCAUAUCAACCAAACCUGAAACAUCAGCCACAUACACACCAUCCCCAUCAACUGAACCUGAAACAUCAUACACAACUACAACAUUCCCAUCGACCGAAACGGAAUCAUCAUCCACAACUACAUCAUCCCUAUCAACCGUACCUCAAACAUCAUCCACAACUACAACAUUUCCAUCAAUUGACACAUCAUCCACAACUACAACAUCCAUAUCAAUCAAACCUGAAACAUCAUCCACAGCUACAUACACAACAUCCCCAUCAACCGAACCUGAAACAUCAUCCACAACUACAACAUUUCCAUCAACUGAUACUGAAACAUCAUCCACAACUACAACAUCCAUAUCAACCAAACCUGAAACAUCAUCCACAGCCACAUACACAACAUUCCCAUCGACCAAAACUGAAACAUCAUCCACACCUACAACAUUCCCAUCAACCGCAAUGGCAACAUCCACAUCUACCAAACCUGAAAUAUCAUCCACAGCCACAUACACAACAUCCCCAUCAACUGUACCUAAAACAUCAUCCACAAUUACAACAUCCAUAUCAAACAAACAUGAAACAUCACCCACCGCCACAUACACAACAUUCCCAUCAACUAAAACUGAAACAUCAUCCACAGAUAUAACAUCCAUAUCAAGCAAACCUGAAUCAUCAUCCACAGCCACAACAUUCCCAUUGACCGAAAUGGAAACAUCCUCCAAAACUACAACAUUCCCAUCAACUGAAACUGAAACAUCAUCCAUAGCCAGAAACUCAUCAUCUCCACCAACUGAACCAGAAACCUCAUCCACAACUACAACAACUCCAUCAACCAAACUAGAAACAUCAUACACAGCCACAUGCAUUACUGACCCAUCAACCGAAACUGAAAAAUCAUCCAUAACAUCCCCAUCAACCAAAAUUGAAACAUCAUCCACAACUACAACAACCCUAUCAACCGAAACUGAAACAUCAAACAUAUCUACAACAACCUUAUCAACUGAACCUGAUACAUCAUCCACAACUACAACAUCCAUAUCAACUGAACCUGGAACAUCAUACACAGCCACAUACACAACAUCCUCAUCAACCAAACCUGAAACAUCCUCCACAACUACAACAUUCCCAUCGACCGAAACAGAAACAUCCUCCAAAACUACAACAUUCCCAUCAACUGAAACUGAAACAUCAUCCAUAGCCAGAAACACAUCAUCUCCGCCAACUGAACCAGAAACAUCAUCCACAACUACAACAUUCCCACCAACCGAACCAGAAACAUCAUACACAACCACACACAUUACUUACCCAUCAACCGAAACUGAAACAUUAUCCACAUCCACAACAUCCCCAUCAACCGAAAUUGAAACAUCAUCCACAACUACAACAACCCCAUCAACUGAACCUGAAAUAUCGUACAUAACCAAAUACAUGACAUCCCUAUCAACCGAACCUGAAACAUCAUCCACAACUACAACAUUCCUUUCAGCCAAACCUGAAACAUCAUACACAGCCACAUACACAACAUUCCCAUUGACCGAAAAUGAAACCUCAUCCACAACUACAACAUCUAAAUCAACCCAAACUGAAACAUCAUCCACAGAUACAAUAUCCACAUCAACCAAACCUGAAACAUCAUCCACAACUACAACAUUCCCAACAACCAUAGCUGCAACAUCAUCCACAACUACAUCCCCAUUAACCAAACCUGAAACAUCAUCCACAGUCAGAAACACAUCAUCCCCACCAACCGAACCAGAAACAUUAUACACAACCACACACAUUACUUACCCAUCAAACAAAACUGAAACAUCAUCCACAUCUACAACAUCCCCAUCAACGGAAAUUGAAACAUCAUCCACAUCCACAACAACCGCAUCAACCGAACCUGAAACAUCAUACACAACCACAUCCACAACAACCCCAUCAACCAAAACUGAAUCAUCAUCCACAACAUCCCCAUCCCCCGAAAUUGAAACAUCAUCCACAACAACGGCAUCAACCAAACCUGAAACAUCAUACACAACCACAUACUUGACAUCCCCAUCAACCGAAACUGAAACAUCAUCCACAUCCACAACAUUCCCAUCAGCUGAAACAUCAUCCACAAUUACAACAUCCAGAUCAACCAAACCUGAAACAUCAUCCACAGCCACAUACACAACAUUCCCAUUAACCGAAACUGAAACAUCAUCCACAUCCACAACAUUCCCAUCGACCGAAACAUCAUUCACAACUACAACAUCCCUAUCAACCAAACCUGAAACAUCAUCCACAUCCACAACAACCCCAUCAACCGAACCUGAAACAUCAUCCACAUCCACAACAACCCCAUCAACCGAACCUGAAUCAUCAUCCACAUCCACAACAACCCCAUCAACCGAACCUGAAUCAUCAUACACAACCACCUACAUGAUAUCCCCAUCAAUCGAAACGGAAACAUACUCCAUAACUACAACAUCUGCAAUAUCAAAACGUGAAACAUCAGUGAACGUCACAUCUGAAACAUUUACAACAGAUGGAACGACAACCACUAUCUCAGUAGAAAAACGCUCAACAGCCUCCCUUCAAACAUUUAAAGCUACAACUGAGACAUCAACAACUACACUUGAAACUCCAGUUUCUACACCAAGUGACUCUUCAGCUAUCACUGUACCUGCAACACUGUCUACAGUUACAUCAGGAAGGAUACCUACAGCCCCACCAACAGAAUCACCAUUAGAAACAUCCAAAGCUACAUUUGAGACAUCAAUAUCAACCAUUCCAGUAACUACAGAGAUAACCCCCACCGGAAUAUCAGCUACAACAGAAAGUCGAAUAGCAACAACCUCACCUGGAAAUGUAUUGACAACUACAAUCACAUCCUCAAUAUCUGCUUCAACUACUGAGGGAAAAACAGAAAACCCAUCUUCCAUCACUCCGGAACCUCCAGCUACAAACACACGUGUUACAUCAGCAUUUACAGCCUCUUCAGAGAGGAUGAGUAUACCAACAUCGAGUACCCUCCCAGAAAUCACAACUCAGAAUUUGACAUCAACUUUAACAUCUACCUUUUCUGCAACGACUACUUCAAAUCACAGCAUAACUCGGAUGACAACAACAACAAAAACGACAAAAGCCACUGCAGGUUCAGUCGUAACUGAACCUGGCAGUGUGACGGACAAAGUUGACUCAACCAAACCUGAAUCUUCAACGACCACACCUGUGCCAAUCCCACCUCCACCCUCAUCAACUAAUGACAUCUUUGUGGCCAUUACUUUGGUUAUCCUAUUAUUGAUUUUGGUUGCUAUAACUUUAGUUAUUUUUUUCUUUGAUCAAAAUCCUUGCAGAGGGAGCUAUAAUUUAUAAUAUCUUGGACACAAAAUGUAUUUUUGACUGAAAGGACCUCACGUAGUAGACAAGUGCAACCUCAAGAAAGGGAGAGUAAGAAAUCUAUCCCAUGUUGAUGUCACCUGAAAAGAUUUAGUGCCUUUGAAGGGGGUAUGGUAGUAGGUGCCAGGCACAUCGGUUUGAGUGUGUCAAGAACUGCAACGCUGUUGGGUUUUUCACACUCAACAGUUUCCCGUGUGAAUCAAGAAUGGUCCACCACCCAUAGGACAUCCAGCCAACUUGACAACUGUGAGAAAGAAUUGGAGUCCACAUAGGCCAGCAGCAUCCCUGUGGAAUGCUUUUUGACACCUUGUAGUCCAUGCCCUGAUGAAUUGAGGCUAUUCCGAGGGCAAAAGGGAGUGCAACUCAAUAUUAGGAAGGUGUUCCUAAUGUUUUGUACACUGUGUAUACACUCUUAGAAAGAAGGGUUCCAAUAGGAAAACCCUUUUUGGUUCCAGAUAUAACCCUUUUGGGUUCAAUGUAGAACCUUCUGCACCAAAAAGGGUUCUUCAAAGAGUUCUCCUAUGGGGACAGGCGAAGAACCCUUAUAGGUUCUAGAUAACUUCCAACUUACCGUAACUUUGUUGUUAAAGUAUUAUAAAAACAUGAGGUACCAAACCCGCUCACAGGAUUGGUUAACUCUUGAGGUUCCUCGGGUCUCCACUGAAUUAGGUAGAUCCGCUUUUAGUUUUAAAGUACCUCAUUGUUGUAACCAACUGCAAAACACACUGCAAUUGGAUGCUCUGACGUUUUUAGUUUUUAUUUCACCUUUAUUUAACCAAGUAGGCCAGUUGAGAACAAGUUCUCAUUUACAACAGCGACCUGGCCAAGAUAAAGCAAAGCAGUGUGACAAAAACAACAACACAGAGUUACACAUGGGAUAAACAAACGUACAGUUAAUAACACAAUAUAAAAUCUGUAUACAGUGUAUGCAAAUGAAGUAAGGAGGUAAGGCAAUACAUAGGCCAUAGUGGCAAAGUAAUUACAAUUUAGCAAUUGACACUGGAGUGAUAGAUGUGCAGAUGCUGUCGCUUGGGGAAUUAAAAAUAUUGAUUGGGGAACUAUUUGCUGAGGAAAGUGGCUGUUUUUCUUGAUUGUUUGUUGUGCUGUAUUUUUGUUCUUGUACUUUGAAUUGUAUAUGCAGCGCUCCCUUGCGAAGGAAACCCUGGUCUCAAUGGU